Molecule: messenger RNA, 291 nt
Organism: Wasmannia auropunctata (little fire ant)
Lineage: Eukaryota; Metazoa; Arthropoda; Insecta; Hymenoptera; Formicidae
Product: 4-coumarate--CoA ligase 1-like
Exons: 1
Molecular function (GO): CoA-ligase activity
Source: RefSeq, a predicted model, not a curated record
GCUGGCCAGGUGGGCGAGAUCUGCUUUUUCGGGGAGCAAGUGAUGUUGGGUUACUGGGACAACCCCGAGGUGACCAGACAGACUAUCGACCAAGACGGAUGGCUCCACACCGGCGACAUCGGCUAUUUUGAUAACAAGGAGAGGCUGCACGUGGUCGAUCGAGUCAAGGAUCUGAUCAAGUACAAAGGCUAUCAAGUCUCUCCGUCGGAGAUAGAAACCGUCUUAUUGUCGCAUUCCGAAGUAAAGGACGCCGCGGUCGCUGCUAAACCUGAUGAACGCAGCGGCGAGAUC